This is a messenger RNA of Gavialis gangeticus (Gharial), 1694 nucleotides long. It is a transcript of the gene THNSL2, whose product is annotated as threonine synthase like 2. Gene Ontology annotation, biological process: 2-oxobutyrate biosynthetic process; dephosphorylation. NCBI's taxonomy places the organism in Eukaryota, Metazoa, Chordata, Crocodylia, Gavialidae. The coding region runs from base 204 to 1652 and encodes 482 amino acids. The record is from RefSeq and is a predicted model, not a curated record. Gene Ontology annotation, molecular function: pyridoxal phosphate binding. The transcript has 9 exons.
UUUAGUGGUAGCUGGGGCCAGCAGCCAAGGGGGAAGGCAUUUGUGUAUAAGAGCUUCACAGAGGGGCUUGGUGACCUGUCCAGCUGCUGUGGGAGGGGAACUACUGAGGACUGUCAGAGAAGCGGUGGCAGCCCCAGAAGAAGGACCGUAGCAGAUGGUGGGAAGCAGAAGCACAGAGCCUGGGAAAAAUUGCUGGGGGAACCAUGAAGUACAUCAGCACUCGCGGAGGUGCUGAGGGCACUGAUUUUGAAGGAGUCCUCUUUUCUGGCUAUGCCCCAGAUGGUGGCCUUUUCAUGCCUGAGGAAAUUCCUCUGCUUGAUUCGAACACCCUGCGAGCAUGGAGCAACUUCUCCUACUCACAGCUGGUGAAAGAGCUGUGUUCGCUCUUCAUCUCGCCUGAACUCAUCCCCAGGCAAGAGCUGAAUGACCUGAUCGACAGAGCCUUCACCAGAGUCAGACACAAAGAUGUAGUACAUCUGUCCAGGCUGAGGAAUGGCUUGAAUGUUUUGGAGCUCUGGCAUGGUGUAACUUAUGCCUUUAAGGAUUUGUCCAUGUCCUGCACUGGACAGUUCUUACAGUAUUUCCUGAAGAAAAGGAAGAAGCACGUCACUAUUCUAGUAGGAACUGCGGGAGACACUGGAAGCUCCGCAAUUGAAAGCGUAAGAGGGGAAAAGAAUAUGGAUAUCAUUGUCCUGUUACCCAAAGGUCUCUGUAGCCAGAUGCAAGAAUUGCAGAUGACAACAGUGAUCGAAGAGAACGUUCAUGUGUUUGCUGCUGAUGGGAAUAGCGAUGAAAUCGAUGAGCCAAUCAAAGAGCUGUUCGCCAACACAGAUUUUGCCAGAAAACAUAACCUGAUGAGUUUGAACUCAAUCAAUUGGUCUAGGAUUAUGGUGCAGAUUGCUCACCACUUCUACGCUUACUUUCAAUGCACUACCUCUCUGGAUGCAACCCCUCUGCCAGCUGUGGAGAUUGUCGUGCCAACAGGGGGUGGAGGAAACCUCACAGCUGGAUAUAUUGCAAAGAAGAUGGGACUGCCCAUCCAGCUCAUAGCUGUAGUAAACAGCAAUGACAUUAUUCACAGGACCGUUCAGCACGGAGACUUCUCAUUGUCGGGAAACGUUCAACCAACUUUAGCUUCUGCAAUGGAUAUCCAGGAACCUUACAAUAUGGAGAGGCUCUUCUGGUUGCUUUCAGAUGCUGACAGUGGCUUGAUUAAAGCUCUGAUGGAGCAGUUUUGUAUGUCUAAAAGCCUCAAACUCCCAGAAGAACUGCACAGAAAGCUUUCCGAAGUGCUGAGCUCCUGUUCAGUAUCUGAUGAAGACAUCAUUCGGGCGAUGAGACGCUGCUGGGAAGAUAACCACUACCUGCUGUGUCCCCACUCCGCGGUGGCUGUUCACUACCACUACAAGCAGUUGGAUUUCCAGCUCAGCAAUACACCCAGGUGCUGCUUAGCCUCUGCUUCAGCAGCCAAGUUCCAGGAUGCUGUACUCAAAGCAAGACUCGUACCGGAAGAGCCACCUGAGCUAAAAGCUCUACAAGAGAUGGAGACCAGGUCCAUCACACUGACAAAAGGGGAGGACUGGGCAAAAAUAAUAAAAGACAAAAUAGAAGCUAUUGCCAAGCGCAGAAGUCUACAGCAGGAGUUCAUUUGAUCGCUGGGCAGCUGUGCAGAGAUGUUCCAUUUUGCAUGAUGA